This is a messenger RNA of Scaptodrosophila lebanonensis, 975 nucleotides long. RefSeq names its product protein BCCIP homolog. Bases 44 to 943 code for a protein of 299 amino acids. The transcript is spliced from 3 exons. The record is from RefSeq and is a predicted model, not a curated record. NCBI's taxonomy places the organism in Eukaryota, Metazoa, Arthropoda, Insecta, Diptera, Drosophilidae. Gene Ontology annotation, cellular component: nucleus.
ACUUUAAUUCUUGUGGGGUCCCAAAUAUUUAUACAAGUGCAGAAUGUCGGCUAAGAAGCGCAAGAAUUUAAAUAAAAUGGAAAUCGAUGCAAACGAGGAGGAUUCCAGCUCCAGCGAUGACGAUGACGAUGUAGAAGACGGAACCCAUCCUGAUGCGUAUCGGGGGAACGAGGAAGUGCAGGUUGAUUUUGAGGGCCGUGCUCCAAUUGAUCCGGAUGGAGAGGGCAUUUCACAGCUGUUGCAGCGACUCUUCCUUCGUGCGCACAUCAAUUGUAAUCAAAUGGCCGAUUUGCUUAUUGCUCAAAACUAUGUGGGCAGCGUUAUCUGUCAGUGCGAGGACGAGGGCGCCGAGAGUGAAACCGAUGACGAUGGCAUGGUCGAAGAUGGCACCAUAUUUGGCAUUACAUCGGUGCUUAAUCUGACCGCCAAGAAGGAGCAGCCCAGUGUAAUACAGCUGCGUAGCUACUUGCUUGAACGCGCACAAAAGCACGCCCCGAAGGAGGUGCAGCAAGAACUGCACGAACUGCUGGAGAAUGCAACACGCCAUGUAGGCUUAAUAAUUAACGAGCGUUUCAUCAAUAUACCGGCACAAAUAUCCGUGCCACUGCUUCAGAACCUGCAUGAGGAAAUUGUGGCGGCCAAGGCGAAGAAAAUGAAAUUUGACUUUGGCACAUACCUGAUGCUGGUCAAGCUCUACCGGAAGGAGGCGAAAAAGGGCAAACCAGCUGAGGAUACCUACACGAAUGCCGAAGAGGAACUCAUUGCUGAGCGCGCGAAACUCAGUUUCGAAUACUCGGUGGCCGGCGAAUGUGAUUCGGGGAUGGCGGGCGAUUGGCUGGAGGGUGAUGCGGUGCUCACUCCUUACCGGAAGGUAUUGAUCUUUGAGGCCGAGCAAUUGCCGCAACUCAUAAAUGACAUCAAAGGCUAUAUAAAUGGCGAAUAAUAAAUAUUGUUUACUGCAUACAUACAAACGCA